AUGCCAAGAUCACAAGAAAUUCGGGAAGAGAAAGUCAAAUUCUUGAAGACAUACCCAGACCCUCGUCCGUUGAACUUCUUUGUGGAGUUCAAAUACCGAAAAAGGUUAGCUGGCUAUAAUGAUUAUAGUUUAUGUUUGGACAACGCGUUAAAAGAUGCUCCUGAAUCGGAAAAGCUGUUGGAUUUACGAAAAAAUUUUAAUGGUAAUGACUAUAAAGACGACUGGAAGCAAUAUGAGGAUUGGAAGAAGAAUGAAAAAAUCAAUGACAAGAUAAAAAAAAGAAAACGGGAGACACAUGCUUCAUUUCAUAAACUAUUAGACGAUGGUAUCGAUGGUGGAAAAUCGGUUCAUGAUCAGAAGAGAAAACGAACCAACGAAAACCCGACGGAAAACGAGGACAUCGGUAUUGAGGAUGUGGAUAAUAGUGAAAAUGAAGUGGGAAAAUUUAAUGAGGCGAUAGUAGAUGUCUUAGGGAAUGCCGUUGAAUACUCGGAAUUAGCGGAAAAAAUUUGUUCGAUUUAUACGGAAAAAUAUCCUGAUGGAGAUUUGAUCGACCUUCGCCCAUGUUCAUCUUUCUUCAAAAUGCUUCCAAGAUCGAUAGCAAAGUCAUACCUAUCAAAAAUGGACAUUAUAACGGAAUCGUUAAUUCCUGAUGAUGUGCACCAAUUCCUAGUACAAUUCUUCUCACAAAAUAUUUCUGAUAACGAUUGGCAAAUUAAAAUUGAUGAUUUACGAUCCUCAGAGCAAAACAAUCUAAUUACUGCACUAGUACGAAUUUUACGUCGUACAUUACCACAGUUCGUGAAAGCGUUUUCACUUGGAGCUCAAAAUCCUCUUCAAAGCAUUGCAACAAUCGAGCAAGCGCACCUUAACGCGUUUGUUCAUCCAUGCCUAGAUAGUGCUUUAUGGAACGUAGCGAAAAUACAUUACGAGUAUGGCGAGAUUCCCUCGAAAAACCAUAUUAAUAAGAACCGUGCAGAUGGCGUUGGUUUUAUGACCAACGCUGAUAAAUUCCAAAUUGUAUAUGUGGAAGGCUCCAAGCCAGUUGCGAAGCAAGAUAAAGAAAUCGCUGACGCUUAA
Molecule: messenger RNA, 1080 nt
Organism: Funneliformis mosseae
Lineage: Eukaryota; Fungi; Glomeromycota; Glomeromycetes; Glomerales; Glomeraceae
Source: the annotation of a GenBank genome assembly